Messenger RNA from Manis pentadactyla (Chinese pangolin), 7504 nucleotides. RefSeq names its product general transcription factor IIIC subunit 2 (gene GTF3C2). Gene Ontology annotation, molecular function: protein binding. Gene Ontology annotation, cellular component: transcription factor TFIIIC complex. Lineage: Eukaryota; Metazoa; Chordata; Mammalia; Pholidota; Manidae. The transcript is spliced from 18 exons. The coding region runs from base 3938 to 6703 and encodes 921 amino acids. Gene Ontology annotation, biological process: transcription by RNA polymerase III. The record is from RefSeq and is a predicted model, not a curated record.
UCAGUUGAUAUCACUGGGUUAAAUGCUUAUUGCCAAUCUUCAUACCACAACUUCUCCAUUAGAAAGUUCUUUGCAUUGAUUUAGCUUUCGUUUGCUAAAUUAGAUCUUUAAGUGGUUUUUUUAAAAAGUAAGGGCACAUUUGUUUUAUAAUUCCUAGAAACUUGCAGAUUGAGAAUGUCAUCCUGUUGCCUUUACAUGAAUGACAUCCCAGUUAAGUAUAGAAUUCUCUUGAUCCUCUUAGUGUUUCUUUUUUUUUUAAUAAAAUAGCUCUUUAUUUCCUUACUUACAUCACACUGAACAUUUUCUUAUAAUUUACAUUUUAGGAAAGGAUGGAGAGCUUAUUACAUUUCCUGUUUUAUUCUGAAUUUUACCUUGUUUAUAAUGCUUAGCAUAUUUUAUGUUUCUUAAGAUGCUUAGGUAAUCUUUCUUUGGAAUAAACUCUAGAAGUGUAUUCUCCUGGGAGGUAGUAGCCAUCCAUGCUAAUGGAAGGAACUUUAAACUUCCAGUUGGUCUGGCUUGACCGUAGAUAAUUUGAACUAGUUUAAUCAGCUCAGACCCAUUAAUAGGUUUUUCUUCAUACCUAAACAUGACAUUUGAGUAGUUCUUAUGAUUUAAAAAGAAAAUCCUUAAUGAUCACUUUAUUUAGUUGUAAAAUAUGCAUGAUAAAACAGCAGCUUUUAUUUAGUCAUUUGAAGUCAUGUAGGAUAAUGCCUUUAAUUUUUAUUCAAAAUUUUAGACUGUAGGAAUGCGUUAGAUCUGAUUUCUGUUGCCUGAUCCUAUGGUGAUCUCCAUGACCACUCUUCUGCCUACACGGUGCCUUUCAUCAUAUUGAAGAAAUUAGUAUCACUUUCCCCCCAGUCCUUAAAUUCACAUGCUGCCAUUUGGACAUGAUUAAUGUACUAUGGUCAUUUCAUUACUGUUCAAAUGAUGUUGCCUAGUGCUGUCAUUUUACAGUGUGAGAAAUUCAGUUUUGAUGACUGUGUGCAAGAUGUUGAUGUGGUCCCUGUAAGAAAUACUAGGGUUGGACUUGAUUUACCAUUUCCCCUUGACUUGUGAGGAAUACAAUAACUAUGUCCAGAUUUGUUGCAUAUAGUAUUUUUGCAACGUUAAUGAAUUUAAAUAAAUUAAUUGGAAAGUUUGAUUUUGAUUCAUUUAUCACAUUCUUCUGUCUUCCAUUUUGCUAAUAAAUUUUUGCACUGUCAUCUUAUCUUUCACAGUUUUAGACCUUUGCUCUUGUUUCUCUUCUGUAGGUGCUACUUCUUAUUCUUCAAGGGUUGAAGAGUUCAUCCUGCUUUAGUUUUAAACAUCCCAACUGUAAUCAAACUUUUAAUUUUAUAGUUUAGUUAUUUUAGUUAGGGGGAAUCCAUUGGUGAAAUCAGUUCAGUAAGUGCCUUAGAACAUGGCAUAAAUGAGAACCUGUUUAGCUUAUAGAGCUGCUCAGAGGUUCUAGUUGGUAGCACUUGUUUUUGCAUUUACUCCUUAAUCACUGUUCAGCUAUUUAAUGGCAAACAGCUGUACACAUUAUUGCUGCCUUUAAUCCAGUUAGGAUACCAUUUGGGAUUAUGUACACUUGAAGUACAUAUUAAAUUAUUUGUCUUGUAUUAGGCAUAAAUAUUAAGUAAACUCCCAAAUUAAAAUUAUUCAUGAAUCAAACUUAAAGGUUUCUGGGCUAAAUGAAUUGCAGCCCUGCUUUUAGUGGUAAAGAAAUAUGUGCUGUAAUCUUUUCAGAAUUUGUCAAUUUAGUAUUGCAGGGUCUUAAAGUAUUAACCUGAAUACAGUUAGGCAUAAAAUGUGACUGUCUGACAUUUCUUAAUUGUGCAUCUUACAGUAGAGAAGAUGAGUCUCUAAAAAUUAUCGUUCCCUUAUGAGUGACUUAGUAAACCUGGUGAGUCACUGGAAAAGUGAGGCUGUGCACGGGAUGGGGCUCAAAAGGCCGGGCCCCACACCCCUGCGUUCUCCACACCUCCCCUGUUGUGGUUUUCUCUUAGUGUUUCUUUAUCUUCUGGCAUCAAAUGUUUCUGAGAACUCUGAGGCUGACCUGAAUUUUUUUUUUCCCUUUGUAGGAGAAAUUACUAUUUUCACUCAGCUAAUUCUUGGUCCUGAUGAUUCUUUAUUGAUUUUUGUUUUCCAUUUUACACUGUAAGCCCUUUUGAUCUAUAGACUGAGGUCUUCCUUUAUUUCAGGGAAGUAUUUUAUUUUUUAUUUCAGGAAAUUUUCUGUUAAGUUUUUGAACAUUUUUUUUUCUGUUCCCAUGUUCUUUCUUCUUUAGGACCAUCAAUUAUUCAUUUAUUGGCUCCCUACUUUCUCCUUUUCAUCUGUAUCAUCUCCUCACUGAUCACUUUUAUCUCUUGCAUCCUAUGUGGUUGUUCUCAGACCCGCCCUUCCUAUCACUGAUGCGAUUUUCAGCAGUGUAGUUUCAGCGCUUUGCUUCUCUGGUUUUCACCUCUGAUUUUAUACCUCUACUCAGUUUCUUUACUUACGACUGUCGGCUCACUUUCACCUUGUUUUACCCCUCCUUGAUCUCUUGUUUCUUGGAUUCCACAGUGUUUUUGUUUUUGUUUUUAAAGUAAAGAACUUCUGUGGGAUACUGCGUUCUGGAGCCUUUCUUUGGAAAGGUACUUUUUUCCCUCUUUUUUCAUUUCUGUGUAUUCUUUUUAUUCUUCCUUUAGUAUCUAUGUGUAGUUCCCAUUUGGAUCCUUUCUGCUUAUUACUAGUUUGGAAUAGAGUAGUUCUGUCAGGGCUUGCUAUUUACCAAAAAACAAAGUAGGUGGGUUCUCAUUGACCUCAUUUACCUUAGCACAUUUUUAGCAUAUGAUGUUAUAUUGUAUCCUUAACACCUGAGUUAGAGGGUUGGCUGUUAUAGUCUGCUUAGACUGUAGCUUCUUCAAGAGAGGCGAUUGGAAACUUGAAUUUGUAUGAUAUUUCUUAUGGUAUUUGUAUUAACACACCUUUCACCUUUCACUGAGGCCGAUAAAUUCUUUAUCCUUAAGAGGCAUAAAAUCAGACCUAUGGGGUUGGGGGUGUUCUUCCUGGGAUUUGAGCUAUUUCUCCCCUUUGUCACAGACAAACAGGUUAUUCUGGCCCGAAACUGGGCCUUUGAAGAGUUCUGUGUUGCUCAUUUGUUUGAUUCGGUGGUUGGUGUUUUGUAUCUCUCCUGUCGGUUUACUUUGGUCCAUGGUUGCACAAUUGAUUUUCUGAGUUUGAAGAAAACAAGACUUUAGCCAUUUUUUAGUCUGUUCUUCAACGUGGAAAAGGUCUUGUAAUGUAGCAGGAUGUUCCUGGUCUUAUAGCCUACCACUUCCCCUAUCCAGAUGAAAGACUGAUGGUAGGGCAUUAGAGAACUCUUUCACUUAUUCUUAAAUAAAUCUGUUCCUUGAGUAGGAUUCACAAAGAUGGAUGUUAGCUCUAGACAUCCUCCUUCAAUGUGGUCUAAAUCUGACUGUAUCUGGCAGCCAUUCUUUAUACAGUGUAUCUUAGGAAGUUGUUGCCCUUCCCUAGAUUCAUAACAGGUGACUUUUUUUUCUCUUUGUUUUUUUGAGAGGAAAUGGGUGAUUCAUUUCAUUAGUUUUCAGGGAAAGGAGUUAAUAAUUGUUCAUUCACAGCACUAUUGUUACACAAAACUUUAUGAGCUUUAAAUUAAACUGGCUAAUGAGUAUAGUGCUUGGCUACAUGGUGAGCAUUUAGUAAUGGUAGCUGUGUUAUUAUUCGUUUAUUCUCAGCUCCACCGGCAUGUAAGUUCCAUGAGGGCAGGGACCUUGUCUGUCUUGCUUUUUGUCAUAUUACCAGUUCCUAAAACAGUGCCUGAUAUGUAGAAAAUGCUUAGUAAGGAAACUUAGGUUUCAGGUUGGGGGGCAGGUGGAAAAAGAAAAGACAGGAGGUAGAAAAAUCUGAGCCAGUGUGAAUAGUUUUUGCUUUCUCCUCCCUUGUAUGUGUCUGUAUGCAUGGACAGCUGUUGCAGGGGAUGCCGAUGGAUCCCUGCGGGGUCGGCUGUGUUGCUGUGAGGGAGGCCGGCCCCGUGGGGAACAUGACUGUAGUAGACCCUCCUGGACAAGAAGUGCUGAGCCAACUUGAUGUCAAGGCCUCUUCAGAAGCACACAGUGCGGAGGCUUCCAUGGUGAUGUCUUUACCGAGCCCUUUGCCUGGAUUUGAGCAUUCUCUCAAUGAGCGGAGGUUCCCUCCAGAACAGGAAAGCCUCUCCAGACUGGAACAGCAAGAUCUUCCUUCAGAGAUGUCAAAGGUAUCAAAGCCUAGGGCCUCAAAGCCUGGCCGGAAGAGAGGUGGUAGGACUCGGAAAGGCCCCAAAAGGCCCCAGCAACCUAAUCCUCCAUCAGUCCCUCUGGUUCCUGGUCUCUUAGAUCAAUCCAACUCUCUCUCUACCCCCAUGCCUAAGAAACGAGGUCGAAAGUCCAAGGCAGAGCUGCUACUGCUGAAGUUGUCAAAAGGCCUAGAUCAGCCACAGUCUCCACCUCCCAAGAGGCCCCCUGAGGACUUUGAGAGCCCUCCUGGAGAGCGACCCCGCCGAAGGGCAGCCCAAGUGGCCCUUCUCUAUCUUCAGGAACUGGCUGAGGAGCUCUCAACAGCCCUGCCUGCUUCAGUGUCCUGCCCUGAGAACCCCAAGGUGAGCAGCCAGACCAAGCCAAAGAAAAGCCGGCAGCAGGCAGCCUGUCGAGGUGGAGAAGAAGAGGAUGAUACUGCCCGGGAUGAAGACUUUGUUCUCCAAGUCGAGGCUGAAGAUGGAGAAGAAAGUGAAGCCCCAAGUGAGAGCUCAUCUGACCCCGAGCCUGCAGUGCCCCGAAGCACCCCACGAGGAUCUACUUCAGGGAAGCAGAAGCCACACUGCCGGGGAGUGGCUCCCAAUGGCUUACCAAAUCACAUCAUGGCUCCUGUUUGGAAGUGCCUCCAUCUCACCAAGGACCUCCGAGAGCAGAAGCAUUCAUACUGGGAGUUUGCAGAAUGGAUUCCCUUAGCCUGGAAGUGGCACUUGUUAUCUGAACUUGAGUCAGCUCCCUACCUGCCCCAGGAGGAGAAGUCUCCACUGUUUUCAGUACAUCGUGAAGGACUUCCUGAAGAUGGCACGCUCUACCGAAUCAACAGGUUUAGCUCAAUCACAGCACACCCUGAGCGCUGGGAUGUGUCCUUCUUCACAGGGGGACCCCUCUGGGCUCUGGACUGGUGUCCAGUGCCAGAGGGGGCAGCAGCCUCGCAGUACGUGGCCCUUUUCUCCAGCCCUGACAUGAAUGAGACACACCCUCUGAGCCAGCUUCAUUCAGGCCCUGGGCUGCUCCAGCUCUGGGGCCUUGGGACCUUGCAGCAAGAAAGCUGUCCUGACAACAGGGCCCACUUUGUCUAUGGGAUUGCUUGUGACCAUGGCUGCAUCUGGGACCUCAAGUUCUGCCCCAGUGGAGCAUGGGAACUCCCAGGCACCCCUCGGAAGGCUCCUCUCCUGCCCCGGUUGGGUCUCUUGGCUCUUGCCUGCUCAGACGGGAAGGUGCUGCUAUUCAGUCUGCCCCAUCCUGAGGCCCUGCUGGCUCAGCAGCCCCCAGAUGCAAUGAAGCCUGCCAUCUAUAAGGUACAAUGUGUGGCCACCCUUGAGGUGGGGUCCAUGCAAGCCUCGGACCCCUCUGAGUGUGGCCAGUGCCUGAGCCUGGCCUGGAUGCCCACCCGGCCCCACCACCACCUGGCUGCUGGAUACUAUAAUGGCAUGGUGGUUUUCUGGAACCUUCCUACCAACUCACCGCUACAGCGGAUACGGCUCUCUGAUGGCUCCUUGAAGCUAUACCCUUUCCAGUGUUUCCUAGCCCAUGACCAGGCUGUGCGUACCCUUCAAUGGUGCAAAGCUAACAGUCAUUUCCUAGUCUCUGCAGGGAGCGACCGGAAAAUUAAAUUCUGGGACCUCCGACGACCUUAUGAACCAAUAAACUCUAUCAAGCGCUUCUUGAGUACAGAGCUCGCCUGGCUGCUUCCCUACAAUGGUGUCACUGUGGCUCAGGACAACUGCUAUGCCUCUUAUGGACUCUGUGGGAUUCAUUAUAUUGAUGCUGGUUACCUUGGUUUCAAGGCCUACUUCACUGCUCCUCGAAAAGGCACUGUCUGGAGUCUUUCAGGAUCUGACUGGCUUGGAACAAUAGCUGCAGGAGAUAUAUCCGGGGAGCUCAUUGCAGCUAUACUGCCUGAUAUGGCACUGAACCCAAUAAAUGUCAAGCGACCUGUAGAGCGAAGAUUCCCUAUAUAUAAAGCAGAUCUGAUGCCAUAUCAGGACAGUCCCGAAGGUCAAGACCACUCUUCUGCUUCUUCUGGGGCCCCCAACCCUCCCAAGGCUCGAACUUAUGCUGAAACUGUCAGCCAUCACUACUUGCUCUUUCAAGAUACGGAUUUGGGCUCAUUCCAAGACCUGCUCCAGAGAGAGCCCAUGCUGCGCAUGCAGGAGGGAGAAGGCCACUCGCAGCUCUGCCUGGACAGGCUGCAGCUGGAGGCCAUUCAUAAGGUACGUUUCAGCCCAAACCUGGACUCCUAUGGAUGGCUGAUAUCUGGGGGACAGUCAGGGCUGGUUCGGAUCCAUUUUGUCGGUGGACUCACCUCCCCACUGGGUCACCGUAUGCAGCUUGAAAGCCGAGCCCACUUCAGUGCUAUGUUCCAGCCAUCCUCCCCUGUUAAUGGGCCUGGCUUCUCUCCAACCAGCCAUCACCUUCUGCCUAGUCCCUAGUCAUGGUCCACAUAGGACCCUUGGAAUGAAGUCUGCCAAGAACAAAUGGCUCCCAUGCACGGAACUGUGGGAACUAGGGCCUUCCUGGACAGUGAUGCUGCACCUCUAGAGCUGCCUCCCCAGGACUCCUUAGAUACCUCUCCUUCCACAGACUUCUCCUGUCAUCACAGCCCCCUGCGGGCAGGGGGGCUCUCCGUCCACCAACUCUCAAGGUUCCUCAUCCUAAAACUAUGCCUCACAAGAAACACUCAGGCCUGACCUAGGCUUGGGAGUCAAAUUGCUCAUAUUGAGCAUGUGCAGUAGGUGAAGCUAAGUAAAGGUACUGCGUGUUGUUGAGACCACAUGUGAGUGGGUGUUUGGAAAAAUGGAAAGGUAUCUGCAUGAAGGCUCCUGUCUGACUGUAUUCCAGGAUCCAAUAUUACUGCCUUCCCAACUUUCUCUUUAGAAUAACCAACACAAAGGCCUGGGAGGGGGUUAUAGUAAUUUACUGAACUUAAGCUGCUUAUCACACUUCUUUAACUGAGGAAUAAUACCACAAACACACAAAGACAGUGGCUCUGUUUUACUUGCUCCUGCUCAUGAAAUAUUCCUGAUCACUGGUCAUCUGACCCUACUUGAACACUCCUAGAUGGUUUUUAAAAAUCUUCCUUUAUAUCACGUUAAAGAGUAUACCUCUAUAAAUUUUACCAUGGUUAUUAGGAAAUCUAGUCAUUCUUCCCUGUGAUUGCCCUUUUACGUAUUUAAAAAUAGCUGUUUCCCAAGUCUUUUCUUCUCUAGAUUAAAUAUCUUCAGUUACUUUAA